Messenger RNA from Auanema sp. JU1783, 13011 nucleotides. The record is from the annotation of a GenBank genome assembly. Lineage: Eukaryota; Metazoa; Nematoda; Chromadorea; Rhabditida; Rhabditidae.
AUGUCCAAACAAAGCAAUCUUCUGAGUUUCUUCAAAGGGUCAUCUACGCCUAAAACACCAACAACACCCAAACGCGAACCUCUCAGAAAUAAAGAAUUAACAGAAAAGAAAUCUAGAGAGGGUAAAGAGAAUGAUCGACGAAUUAACAUGGACGAUACUGAUGAUUCUCCAGUUCAAAGUAGUGUCAAGAGAAGAAGAGUAGUAAUAUCCUCCGAUGAAGAAGAUAAUAUGGAAGAAGAUGAUCCCAAGUUAGGAGCAAACCGCGAAGAGUCACCUGAAGCAUCUGCACCCCCAUCCACUCCCUCUACUAACUUUAAGAAACUAAUUCCUCCACGCACUCCGCUCUCGGUGAAGAUUGCUGAGUCUUUCAUCAACUCGUUUAAAGUGAAUGAGAGCUUGGAUGACAGCACUGCAACGCUUGAUAGAACUAUUUAUAAAGUAGAUGCUAAGGAUAAAAUCAAAACUGCAGAAUGUAAUUUAGAAGAAAACAAGUAUGAGCAUGAAAACUUCGUCUGGUUGAAGCCUGAGAAAGUCAAGGACAUCAACGCAAGACUUUCUACUGAUCCAGAAUAUGAUCCUACAACACUUUAUGUUCCACCAGACUUCUUGAAGCAACAAACUCCAGGACAUAAGCAAUGGUGGUCGCUAAAAGCUAACUACUACGACACUGUUCUGUUCUUCAAAGUCGGAAAGUUUUACGAGUUGUAUCAUAUGGAUGCCGUGAUUGGUGUCACUUGUCUUGGUUUGUCUUACAUGAGAGGUAAUUAUGCACAUUGCGGUUUCCCCGAAAUGGCGUAUGGAAAGUUUGCCGAUCAACUCGUUUCUCGCGGCUAUAAAGUCGCUCGUGUUGAACAAACUGAAACACCUGCCCAAUUGGAAGAGAGAAACGCCAAAAAAGGAGGUACUAAGGAUAAAGUCGUCAGAAGAGAACUAUGUCGUCUGACUACUUUGGGAACUCGUACUUAUGGAGUAUUGGACGGAAGUGAUGGAGGAGUCGAACAGUUUGACAGUGGGGAGAAAUAUCUCUUAGCUCUCAAGGAAGAGUCUUCAACCACAUCAUGUCGGUAUGGAGUUUGCUUCAUUGAUACCUCUAUCGGAAGCUUUUGGAUUGGUCAAUUUGAAGACGAUGAGUUCCGCUCUCAGCUUCGCACAAUGUUGGCGAAUUAUGUUCCAGUUCAAGUCUUACUUGAGAGAGGCAACAUCUCAUCUCAUACAGAUUCAAUUCUGAAGAACAUGCUGUCAUCUGUUCCUAAAGAAACUCUCAAUGCUAAGAAGCAGUUCUACACUGCGGAAGACACUGUAAGAUUGUUGGCAAAAGAUGUCUAUCUGGGAGCAUCCUCCUCAGAGUGGCCAAAAACAUUAAAGAAUAUGUUGGAUUCUAAUUCCGCAGUACCUCGUGCUGACAGCGAAUUCUCAUUGGCUUUGUCAUCUCUUGGUGCUGUGAUUGGAUAUCUGAGUCGAUGUUUGAUUGAUGUAGAUGUUGUCACAAUGAAACAGUUCAACAUCUAUCAUCCUAAUAUUAUGAAGAAAACCCAAAAAGAGGUUGAAUGGAAAAACAGGGUGAUGGUACUAGAUGGAAUCACUUUGGAAAACUUGAAUCUCAUUCCUUGCGGAGAUGCUCAAGCCGACAGCUUAUCUCUAUACACCAUUCUUAACAAAUGCUGUACUCCUUUUGGAAAAAGACUCCUACGUCAAUGGAUCUGCUCUCCAUCUUGCGAUCCAGAUGUCCUGAAAGUUCGUCAAAAGACUGUAUCAUGGCUUGCCUCUCUGGAUUCUGCUAACUUUUCGCGUUCUGCCCUCGAAGCCAUGAAAGGGAUGCCCGAUCUCGAAAGACUAUCUCAAAAAAUCCAUACUCUGGGAUUGAAGUAUCGUGCACAAGAACAUCCUGACAGUCGUGCCGUUAUGUUCGACGCUAUUAGAUACAAUAAAAGAAAAAUCAGAGACCUCUUGGCAACUCUGGAGGGCUUCAAGUCUUGCAUGAAGGUUUUGACCAUUUAUGAAUCUUCCGAUCCUGACAACAAGGAAACUUUGUUGGAACAGCUAUUCGGUGUGAAAGAGAAAAAUGAAAAACUUCGAGAGAACUUGAAUUACUUCAAUACUUUGUUCAACCAUAAAGUAGCUCAAGAAUCCGGUUCCAUCGAACCACAGGCAGGAAGAGAUGCUGAAUUCGACCAGAGCGUUGCAGCUGUUGAAGAAGCGAAGGCCAGCCUUGAUGAGUUCCGUAAGAAACAAGAGAAAUCUCUGAAGUGCAAGAUCUCCUUCUUCACUUCGGGAAAGAACAGAUAUCAAAUGGAAAUUCCCGACUCGAUUAGGUUAUCAGAUCAGUAUGAACUGAAAUCAAAGAAGAAGGGCGUUGGUCGUUAUCAUACUCCUGAUCUUGAAGAGCUUAUCAGCGUUUUAGUAGAAGCGGAAGCUGAGCAAGCGAAACAAGCUGCUGAUGCCACUAGAAAGGUCUUCGCUGAGUUCGACAAUCGAUCAGAAGUUUGGAGUUGGAUCGUUCAAGGAAUUGCCACUUUCGAUGUUCUCUUGUGUCUGGCGCGUUACUCGCAGUCUAGUGGGCUUGAAAUGUGUAUGCCUGAGUUUGACUUUGAGAGCCCCGAGCCUUAUCUUAACAUAACUGCUGGAAGUCAUCCUUGUUUGGCCACCUCACUACCUAAGAAUGAUGCUACAACCACUUCGUCAUUUAUUGCCAACGAUACGGUAAUGGGUGGCGAAACACCUUCAGCUCUGCUUCUCACGGGUCCAAAUAUGGGUGGUAAAUCUACUUUAAUGAGACAAGUCGCUGUUUUGUCUGUGAUGGCUCACAUAGGUUGCAUGGUACCUGCGAGUUCGAUGAAGCUUACCUUAGUCGAUAGAAUUUUCACUCGAAUCGGAGCAAACGAUCGAACUGUUUGUGGGCAAUCUACAUUCUUCGUUGAAUUAAACGAAACCCAAAUCAUUUUGAGAGAUGCUACUAAGCACUCAUUAGUUCUCAUUGAUGAGUUGGGAAGAGGAACAAGCACCUACGAUGGAACUGCCAUAGCUUCGGCUGUUCUGAGUGAUAUUACUUCAAGAAUCAAAUGUAGAACUUUCUUCUCUACUCACUAUCAUUCUAUCUGCAAAACUUUCGCAAACAACAAGGACAUUCUGUUUGCUCAUAUGGCUUGUAUGGUGGAGAAUGAGAACGAAACUGAUCCAACCGAGGAGUGUGUGACUUUCUUAUAUCAGCUUGCUUCUGGAAUUUGUCCAAAGUCUUACGGUUUCUACGCAGCCAAGUUAGCAGGAAUAUCUGACCAUGUUGUGCGUGAAGCAUUCGAGGCCAGUAACAAGUUGAUGGCAAAUCGAUGCGUCGAUCCAUCCAAUUUGGAGAAACUUCGUGAAGUGGCCAAGAGAAACGACAUCGAGGAGUUGGAGCGGAUGGUAAUCAUGGCUCAGAAAUAUUACGUUUGUGCCGAAACGGGCUCGGACGAAAAUGUCGGAACUGCUGACAAGCCUCUAGCUUCUCUUUGGAAAGCCAUGCUCUUAUCUGAUAACAAAGGCGAAUACCUCUCAAAAAUCAAGUUGGAGGAUGGCACCUUUGACUGGGAGCCUGCCGCAAAAGCUGCUAUCAAGAAGAACUUGAAGAAAUAUGAAGCUGAGAAGAAGAAAGCUGAGAAAUCUUCUGCUCGUGAAUCUGAGAACGCUGAUGCUCUCAACGCCGCUUUAGAAGCCGCCAAGAAGAUCAAAAUUUCCUACGACUCGGUACCAGAGCAUCUUGUACGCAUAGGAGAUCUUAAAGACUACAGAGAUAAGAGAGUUCAUAUUAAGGCCUGGGUUCAUCGGCUCAGAAGACAAGGAAAAACUCUCAUGUUCUGGGUACUUAGAGAUGGAACCGGUUUCUUACAAUGCGUUCUCGUCGAAGAUUUGUGCAAAUGUUACAACGCUGUUACUCUUACCACAGAAAGUUCCGUAUCCGUUUUCGGAACACUCAAGGCUGUUCCAGAAGGCAAAAUAGCCGAAGGAGGACACGAAUUGAUUGUGGAUUACUGGGAGUUGAUCAGUGGAGCUCCUCCCGGUGGAAUCGACAACGUAUUGAACGAAGAAGCUGGUGUUGAUAUUCUCUUAGAUAACAGACACUUGGUUAUCCGUGGUGAUAAUGCUUCUCGUACUCUGCGUAUCCGUGCUCUCAUUACCAGAGCCAUGCGCGAGCAUUUCUACAAAGCUGGAUAUACUGAAGUCAGUCCUCCAACUUUAGUUCAAACUCAGGUCGAAGGAGGUUCUACUCUUUUCGGUCUUGAAUAUUUCGGUGAACCUGCUUAUCUCACCCAAUCCUCUCAGCUUUAUCUCGAAACUUGUACCGCCGCUUUAGGAGAUGUUUAUUGUAUUGCCCAAUCCUACAGAGCUGAGAAGUCCAGAACUCGUCGUCAUUUGGCUGAAUAUUCUCAUGUAGAAGCUGAAUGUCCCUUCAUCAACUUCGAUCAAUUGAUGGACAGAAUCGAAGAGUUGGUUUGUGAUACUGUAGAUCAUAUCAUGAAUGACCCUGUUAGUAGAGAAAUACUUCAUGGUAUUAACCCCGACUUCCAACCACCAAAACGCCCAUUCCGUCGUAUGGAGUACAAGGAGGCCAUUGAGUGGUUACAAGCAAAUGAUGUUAGAAACGAGCACGGAGAAAAAUUCGUAUUCGGGGAAGAUAUUGCUGAGGCUGCUGAACGAAAAAUGACUGAUACCAUUGGAGUUCCUAUCUUGUUGAACAAAUUCCCAGCAGGAAUCAAGGCCUUCUACAUGUCGCGCACAGGAGACAACUUGACUGAGUCCGUUGACUUGUUAAUGCCUGGAGUUGGAGAAAUCGUUGGAGGAUCGAUGCGUAUUUGGGAUUUGAAAGAGUUAGAGGAAGCUUUCAAGAGAGCAGAAAUUGAUUCAAAGCAUUAUUACUGGUAUGUUGAUCAAAGAAAGUACGGAUCAGUGCCUCAUGGUGGAUACGGAUUGGGUUUGGAACGUUUCAUCUAUUGGCAAGUACUAGGAACUUCGUGUAUUUAUUCAAGUGAUGAUUAUAAAUUAGGAUGGAGUUCAUCGCAGCAAUACUGCUUAGACUCAGAACGUUCCUACUCUGAAGUUACGACAUUAGAUAACUGGCUGUUGGCUCGGCUUUUAAGGAGAACGGUCCCUGCAACUCUGUAUUGGACAGGUUUCGUUGUUAUCAAUGAUCAUACACUAUCUGUUCGUUCUUUGUAUGAAAACCGUACGAUAUACAAUCCUCUAUGGGCUGCAGGCCAACCUCCUCCGAAUUAUUCACCAAACUUAUGUGUUGCUUUGAACGUUAUCGAUGAUAAUACUUUUGGAUGGUUGAUGCAAAACUGUUCGAGCCCGCUCUCAGUUCUCUGCCAAACAUUUGCUUGUCGCACUGAUGAGUUUCGAUGCCGAGACAAUUCCCGCUGCAUUCCUGCGAAAGCACGACACGAUGGUAUUACUGAUUGUCCAGACAAUUCCGAUGAGUUGAACACUUUAAUGGAGAAAAAAUUUGUUCAUGAUAAUGAUUGUGGCCCAAUGAUGCUUACAGCAUUACAAGGAGAAAUAUUCUCUCCUAAUUUUCCUUCAUCGUAUGGAUCUAAUCUGAACUGUACAUGGGUUGUUCAACCAAAGAGCGGAUAUACUAUUGUUCUAACGUCAGAUGAAAUUAUAUUGGGCUCAGGCGAUCGAUUACUUAUUGAAGAUUGGGAUAAUAAGCAAAUGCUGUUCGAUAUUAAAACUUCGCGAUCUCCAUUAUCCUACAGGACGGGUAGCCGAAAACUUCUCAUUCGUUUCCAAGUCUCUUCGCGAGAUAGUAUUACUAAAGGUUUCAAACUGAAAUAUCAUGCUUUUGAACCAUCACCAUGCUCAUUCGAUGGCGAACAAGUGGUGUACGAUUCUCGAAGAACACCAUAUGAUUGCGAGUACAGAUUCAAUGCGCCGGAUAUUAGCCAUUUCGUUUAUAUUAUAGCAGAUAGUAUAAUGCUCAGUGAAAAAGCCUUAGCCUCUAUUUCUUCCUCAACGAAGAAUACCUUCCUUUUCACGUCUUCAAAUCAUUCUCAAUCUGUUGUGCUCCCUGGUGCAGCAGCUUCUUUAAGUAUUCGCGACUCUUGGCGUGACGGACAGGUUUUAUCGACUGUUUGCCAGUUUCGAAUUUUCUACAUAAGCAACGAUAUUUCGCAGAUCCGCAUACCUGCGAAAGGAUUAACUCUGCAUUGGCCUUCUACCAAUGGUGAGCUAGCUCCUCAUAAACUUAACGUGUACAUGGACACUACUUCAACUUAUACAUGGAGUGUGGAUAACGUACAGUCUGGCUGGAAUGAUAACAUCAUAUUGACCACAGGAAAUGACAUAACAACGAUUAUAUCAUCUGGAAUGACUUCCUAUCGCGGAAUGGGACUGACAAGCUUAGAUAUUCAACAAGCUUCCACGAAGUUUAGCCUGAGCAUAAAAUUUUCUGUGGAUUGUCCCGAUAUUUCUACCAAUGCUAUGAAAACCAGUAGACUUAGUGCUCUUGGUUCUUGUGUACAGUUUACAUGUCCUGCGAGCCAGAAUUUAAUUGGAUCAUCUGAGAUAUUCUGCAUGAUGGCAGGUCGUUGGUCGAACAUGCCAGCCUUUUGUACUGACAAGUAUAGCAACUGUUCUCUUCCAAUAAUUAUGAAUGGUUUCAUAAUUGAAACAUCAGUUUCAACAUUGAAAUAUGCAUGCAAAGAAGGCUAUUAUGCAAAAACCGCAACAACAUUACAAUGCUCUGCGACUGGUGUUUGGCAGCCGGAACCUUUGUGUUUAAAAGUUCAUUGUCCUGACACUCCUACACUCUACAGAAAUGCUCAAUUGGUCAACACAACAUUAGGGACUGAUUAUGGAAGUUUUGCUUUGUAUAAUCCUCAGCCUGAAGACGAAUUCUUUCCAAGUCUUGCUCGGAGAUAUUGCAUUCUUGAUGAUAAGGAUCUAACCAAAGGAGUUUGGAAAGAUGUCGGUUUUGUAUUCAAAGCAAUCAGUUGCCAAACGUUCUAUCUUGAUUAUGGAUAUUUCAAUAAAACCCUGAUAAACUAUGGAGACGCUUCGAAUAUUAUCUGUGUCAAUGGUUUUACAAAUCAUGAUUCAGUUACAUGUGAAAACGGAUUAUUAUCAAACACUCACGUCACUUGCAGUAACAAUACAGAAGAUAUUCAUUCUUGUGGAAAUGGAAAUGUUGUUCAGCUUAAUGGUGGAUACACCUGUAACUGUUCUGCCGGCUAUAUCUUGUCUGAGAGACCAUUUCCUAGUUGUAUAGAUAUCGAUGAGUGCGCUAGUUCAUACCUGAAUCUAUGUGAUCCAGAUGCUACAUGUGUGAACACAGUUGGUGGUUAUCAUUGUGUUUGUCCGGAAGGAAAGUAUUUAUAUAAAGGAGAAACCUUAGACUAUGUAGUCGAAGCAAUUCCAGGCUAUUCGUGCUUAUAUCAGCUUUGCUAUAUAAAGGAUCUUGCUAUGACCGAUUAUUCUUACUUUGAUGAAGCAAAGAAGUUUUAUAUGGAUCAAGAGACGUACACUGUUUAUUGUACGAACAUAGAUGAGUUUGGAAGAACUGUUUACGUUCAGAACGUUUACACAUGUCUAUUAGGAAUUUGGAAUGCACCACCAUUUCCUUGCAAUUCUUCGUGUACAGUCAAAGAUCUCGAUAUGUACACUAGCCAAAUGUAUGAAACGGAUUUCUUUGAGUCGAUCAGUGUAGUGUGUGCCUCUAAGACAUUAACGAUUGGAUCGGGUAAAUUAUUCUGCGGAUAUGAUGAAAGCUUGAGAUUGUAUCCUUUCUGUGCUCAUUAUCGUUGUCCUAACCUGACAGAAAUUGCCAGAGACGGCGGAUGGACCUUCGUCUCUUCGAACAGUGCAGAUCCAUUCGCAGUCGAUGCUACUCUAACAAUCACGUUCGAUGAUCAAUCAUGCCUUCCUAACAUGCUUACAUGUGUGAUGAAUGAUGGAGAAAGUCCAUUAUGGUCUGGUCAGAUCAGAUGUAAGAAACAACGCACAUCCAUGCAAGUAAUCGAUUUGUUCAAUCCUUCUAUCAUUUGGACAUACUCAAGAGAUUGGCGGUAUGAUCAAGGAAGUAACAUGUACUUCGUAACAUCAGCUGCUGCUUUCACGUUCUUGAGUUCUAUGCCUGUUGCACUAUUGAGUGACUCAGUGAAAUUGGUUCUCGAAAUUCCUUACUUGAUAGGUUCAGUUCAUGUUUUUAUGCAUACUUCUGAUGUUCCGAAAGACCCUAUGUUUACGCAGUACACCUUGAUUGGUUCUACAAGCUCUGCUGGAUCUUUGACUCUGCCUUUAGAUAACUUAGAGACAUUCAUUUCAAUUUCAAUUAGAGUAUCAGAGUCAGCUCGUUUGAGCUCUUUGUCAAUUGUAUACACACUCUGCUCAACUGUUGAGCUCAGAGGCAUAACAUUACCAAAACAGUACUAUGGAUCGAAUGAUCGUCCUUACAGUGUUCCUUGUCCAAAUGCUAGUUUCGGGUCUCUUUCUGCCUCUUGUACUUCACAAGGCUGGCAUUUUUCUAAUACAUGUGGGGAGGAUGACGAAGCUUCUGAUUGGGACGACUUCGCAACACCUACGCCGCCUCCCCUAUCUUGUCAGAUUAACUCUUGUCCUUGGGGUACUUGUAUCAACCAACCUGGAGGAUAUAUCUGUGAAUGCUACGAAGGAUUCUACUUGAACCAAACAGAGGCUAAAUGUGCUCCAGAUGAGAGGAAGUAUUCGUUUUGUUCCUCGAAGGGUACGGAGAAAAUGAACAGCUAUGGCAAUUGUGAAUGUAAAGAUGGAUUCUAUAACGAUGUCUGUUCUCAUCUCCAGGUGGACAGUACGGGUGACUGUGCUCCCAACGGCACCAUAAAUGGAAAUUGUGUUCCUCUGAUCAAGUUCGGCGACGAUACCGUUGUUUCAACUUGUGUGGUUAUAACAGGAAGACAAUUAACGUUGUGUAACGAAGCUCUUCCAACGUCCUUGCCAUGCCCAUGUGUUGCACAGCAAGGUAUUUGUUUCAUGGAUUUCAGUUCAAACCCUGCGUGUUUCUGCAAUCCAGGGUAUAUUGGUCAAACGUGUGGAGUUACCACAGUAUGUUUUGAUGAUUAUGCCACUAACGAUUUUCUAUGUGAAAACGGAGGCACGUGUGUCAUAGACGACAAAGCGAUCAUAGCUAGUGCUCAUUGUAAGUGCACAGACGAAUGGUUUGGAGAUCAAUGUCAAUAUCUGACUUACAUGCACAAUUGUGAUCAAAUUGCUUGUUCGCAUCAUGGCACUUGUCAAACCUAUGUUAAUGGCUUUUUCUGUAAGUGUGAACCAGGUUACUCGGGGGACCACUGCGAGAAACAAGAGGAAACUAUUUGUUCAUCUGAUCAUAACCCAUGUUACAAAGGACACUGUAACUUAGAUGAGAAUGCUCAAUAUACAUGCGAUUGCAUUGACAACUAUUCUGGUACUUAUUGUAACAUCCCUCCAUCAGUUUGUACCACCAAUCUGUGCGCAAACGGAACUUGCAUCGAUGUGCUACCCAACGACUACAUCUGUGAAUGUUUCGAAAACUAUCAUAUCGGUCCUGAUUUGAAAUGUUCCGUGCUGAUUGAGUAUUGUCCUUUCAAUCCAUGUCAUAAUGGUGGUACUUGUCAGGAAAAGAAUGGCGAAGGCUAUUCUUGUAAAUGUCCAACAGGGAUAUACGGUAUGAAUUGUGAAAUUGACAAAUGCUCAGAUUACUUAUGUGCGAAUGGAGGACAUUGUAACUUAGAUGAUCAGUUAAAUCCUGUAUGUGUCUGUAAAGAAGGCUUUUCCGGAGAACAUUGUGAAACAGCAGUGGAAACUUGUCAAAAUGUUAACUGCAACAACGGCACCUGUCUGAUUACUGCUGAUGAUGACUUCAAGUGUGACUGUUUUACUGGGUACACUGGACAGUUCUGUGAUACACCUAUAAAUCCGUGUGUGAGCUGGCAGUGCGAGCAUGGCAAGUGUUUAUACUCUGAUAAUAACCCUCAAGGAUACUGCCAAUGUUCCGCCAAUUACACAGGAAUCCAUUGUGAGACUCAGUUUAACCCUUGCGAUCAAAUAGCAUGCUUGCAUGGUAAAUGUGACAUAAUAGAUAACUCACCCAAGUGUUCUUGUGAUGAUGGAUACUCUGGAGAUCAUUGUGAUAUAACAAAAGCUACUUGUGAUCGUAUUGAAUGCGAAAACGGAGGUCGCUGUGUAACUCAGAAUAACACUGCUUUCUGUAUUUGUCCUGAUCAGUUCACUGGAGAGUAUUGUCAGACAGACGUUUCAACAUCGUUCAAUCUGGUCUUCAAUAGUUUGAAGUCCACACAGCCGAUUGUAUCCCGUAUGCUCAACACAUCUCUCUACAGAGAGUUUACGUUAUGUGGAUGGGUACAGUACGCACCGACGAAAAUGAGUAAAUCUACAGAUUACUUGCCUCCAUUCGUCGCGAUCGCUACUAACACUAAUCCCUCGCAGUAUGCUAUUCAAAUUGACAACCAAGGUGUAUUGCUUGACAGAGAAAGAUUCAUUGCUCAAUCGAUUACUACCUUAGUUUGGCAUCAAAUUUGCUUGCGUAGUCCAGAGUACAACAGUGACGACAAAUAUAUUUGGAGUUACUUCGUCGAUGGUACUCUUGUUAAAGAAGCAGCCAAUAAUAUACUUCCUGAGAGCAAGCUAUUUCAAUAUAUGAUUCAGCUUGAUCCCUUCGGCACUUUUGAAGGAAUUAUCAGUGUGAUACAGCUUUACUCGUCUCGGCUUAAUGAAACUGAAAUAGCUGAAAUGACAUUCGAAUGCACAAAAUGGAAUUCAGGCCAUCCUGAUCUUAUUAUAAACUGGGCCAACUUCACAACUGUUAGUCGAGAAAAUCCGGCCAUCAAAACUGUUGUGCCGGGCAUAUGCUCAACGUCGAACUGCCUUCCUGGCCGUCCUGGUUGUAACGAUACAGAUAAAAUUCCUCCUGUUGUAGUUGAAUGUCCGUUGGAUAUGCGAGUCAUUAGUAGGAAUCGGCUUGCUGCGGUUGAGUGGCCAACACAGAAUAUGUUCUACGAUAACGUCGGAGUAUCGUCUAUCACAAGCAACUUUCGCUCUGGUCAACUUUUCAAAUGGGGUUUCUACCAUGUCAUGUAUGUGGCAGCAGAUGAAGCAGGAAACACAGCAGUUUGUGAAUUUGAUUUGGCAAUAAGUCCUGUAGAUUGCCAACCAACGGAUGACAAUCAGAUCCAAGGACAUGUUCUCAAGCAAAGAAUCAAUGGAACUAACAGCAGACAAGCGGCAUUCAUAGAUUGCGAUGACAUUUUCUAUGCGAGCAACAAUCCCAGCUUUUUCACUUGUGAUGAUAUGGGCCAAUGGGAUCACAAUGUGAAUGCUAAUCUGAAUUCGAAGUAUAGUUUUCCCAGCUGUGGAAAUACUGUAACUCCACAACAGACAAUAAACGGAUCACUAGAUGCUGAAGGCAAUUGUGAACAGAUAUUCGAUGAGCUGUAUGACACAAUUUAUGCCGAUAUAGCUAGUUAUUGCACUGAUAACUGUACAGACCAGAUAGUUAUAGAGCCGCUGUGCAACAUAUCUCUUCACCGACCUCAUCGCGAAAAGAGAGAAGCUGUUCAACAGUCGUUUACUUAUGCCAUUUAUCUGAAUACGACUAGGAAGAUGCUUUCUGACCCUGUUGAUCGCAGUAUAAAACAACGGUUUCCUAAUGGAUCCUCCACGGUUGAUUCCCAAUUCAACUGCUCUGAAACACAUCCUAGGAGUUCAAUCACCGGAGAUAACUAUUCAUGUGCAAACUGUCCGCCUGGAACAUUUCUCUAUCGAUACACAAUGCAGUGUUGGGAUUGCCCUCCAGAUACCUACCGAAACACUUCAUCCAACAAACUGGACGAUUGCGAUCCUUGUCCAGAUGGAUUAACUACCGGCUCGCGAGUUCGUUCUACUGAUUAUAAUCAAUGCUACGAGAAAUGUCCUGUGGGAAGUUAUUAUGCCAACAAAACAUCAGGCUGUCUUCAAUGUCCAUUUGGUACGUAUCAACCUAAUGAGGGAACAGACGAAUGUUUAACGUGUCCGCUGUAUACAAGCACUCCUUUAACAGGAGCUACAAAAGAUUCGGAUUGUUCACUAACCUGCCCUCCAGGCUAUGAAUUUGAUAUAGACGGAGUAUAUUGUCAGCCAUGUCCUAUUGGAACAUACAAGAAUGUGACUCUGGGGCCAUGCAUUACUUGCCCAAUAGGCUUGUAUACAAGAACUAAGGCUUCAAAGUACUUGGCUGAUUGCGAUAUACCAUGGUGUCCUCCUAAUACCAUUAUAUCUCCUGAUAUUCAGUAUCCCGUGAGUCCGAGCACGGCAUUUGCAGCAAUAUGCAUCGCAUGCGAGCAAGGGAAAUACCAACCCAGUUUCAAUAUGACCUCAUGCAUCCCUUGUCCGAGCGUUGAUACUGCUCCCACAUGCAGAGUAACUAGUUCAUGUUCACCUCAGCUUUCUGCAUCGUGUGGCUCAGGACAUUCAUGCGAAGAACUCUCCGGAUAUGAUGGAAUUUUCUCCUGCUUACCGAUAGUUCAACCUGUAACGGAAAAACAUACUCCAGUUGUUUGGAUUGUAAUAGGCGUAGCUGCUUUGAUUGUACUCAUACUCUUGGCUGUUGUACUCUAUUUCUAUCGGGAUAAACUUCCGUGCGGUCCAUAUACGCGCAAAAGAGAGGAGCGUGAACAAAACAUAUAUCGUACUCCUAUUAGAAACGCAAACAAUUCUCGUCGUUACAAUCAAGCUGUAUCUCAUAGUCAUGAUUACUUAAAUAACUUCGAUGCUAAAUCAGAAGCCUCUAACGUGUCUAACGAUCUCAUAGUUCAGCCAAUUCGUAUACAAAGACUUUCAUCGCAGUUACCACCCCCCAUAAUAACAUCCAAGUAUAUUUUAGAGAAAAUGGAACAAGAAUACUCUAAUAAGAAUUUUGCCAGUAAUCCUGAUUUGAUCAAUCAAAGUACCAGUUCUCCUCCUACGGGUCUGUAUCGUACGUCUUUCUCUUCUCAGCUUGCCGACGAUGAUGACGACUUUUUCGGAUAG